Molecule: messenger RNA, 4102 nt
Organism: Lytechinus pictus (painted urchin)
Lineage: Eukaryota; Metazoa; Echinodermata; Echinoidea; Temnopleuroida; Toxopneustidae
Product: flotillin-1-like
Exons: 10
Coding region: 16-1284 (422 amino acids)
Biological process (GO): protein localization to plasma membrane; protein kinase C signaling; positive regulation of cell junction assembly
Cellular component (GO): flotillin complex; plasma membrane; cytoplasmic vesicle
Source: RefSeq, a predicted model, not a curated record
UAAGAACCCUAUUUAAUGACUGAUGAAAUUGUUUCUAUUCACCGUACAGGAUGCUGUCACGCAGAGCCAUUGAUGGUGUCUGGUGGAAGGACAUUUGUCAUUCCCAUCUUCCAACAAAGUCAAAGGCUUUCUCUCAACACAAUGACACUCAAGAUUGACACUGCAAAUGUCUAUACUAGGCUGGGCGUACCCAUCUCAGUCACAGGUAUCGCACAGGUCAAGGUUCAAGGGUCAAGCAAGGACAUGUUAAAGGCAGCUGCACAGCAAUUCCUUGGAAAGUCAGAGAGGGAGGUGGAACAAAUCGCCAUGGAAACACUGGAAGGUCAUCAGAGAGCAAUCAUGGGUACCAUGACAGUUGAGGAAAUCUACAAGGACCGCAAGAAGUUUUCCAAGAACGUAUUUGAAGUUGCUUCUUCAGAUUUGUUCAAUAUGGGAAUCUUUGUUGUCAGUUAUACACUUAAAGAUAUCCGAGAUGAAAAUGGAUACCUGAAGGCACUUGGUAUGGCCAGGACAGCUGAAGUUAAGAAGGAUGCUCGUAUUGGUGAGGCAGAGGCUAAGAGAGAUGCAGGAAUCAAGGAAGCAAGAGCAAUGGAAGAGAAGAUGGCUGCUACAUACCUGAACAGUGCUGAGGUUGCCAAGGCAAGGAGAGAUUUUGAGUUGAAGAAAGCAGCAUACGAUAUUGAAGUUCAGACCAAGAAGGCUACCUCAGAAUUGGCUUAUGAGCUACAGGCUGCUAAGACCAAACAAGCUAUCAUGGAAGAACAGAUGCAGAUCAAGGUCGUUGAACGAAGUCAACAGAUUCAGGUCCAAGAACAAGAGAUUGCUCGCAGGGAGAAAGAACUCCACGCUACCGUCAAACAACCAGCCGAAGCAGAGAAAUACAGACUGGAAACUAUUGCUAAUGCUAACAUGAAGCGUGUAAUUCUUGAAGCUGAAGCAGAGGCCGAGUCAAUCAGAGUGAAGGGAGAGGCCGAGGCCUUUGCAAUUGAACAGAAAGCCAAGGCCGAAGCGGAACAGAUGGCUAAGAAGGCCGAUGCCUGGAAGGACUAUCAAGAUGCUGCUAUGGUUGAUAUGGUCUUGGAUGUACUACCUAAGGUUGCUGCGGAGAUUGCUGCUCCUCUGUCUAAGACUAAGAAGAUCACCAUGGUAUCUAGCGGCAAGGGAGAUGUGGGUGCUCAGAAGCUUACUGGUGAAGUUAUGGAUAUCAUGGACAGGAUCCCUCUGUUGGUGGAGAAUAUGACCAGCGUUAACAUCAACAAGGCAAUCAAGGCUACCAGAGUGUAAGCUUGGAUGAGCAGUGACCAACCCAGUAUGCAGUGUUCAGUAGAACCACAUCAUAGUGUAUAUCCCUAUGUCUAGUCUCAAUGUGUAUAUUAAUGUCAGGUCAGUCAUUCAUUUACUACCAUCACUCAAAACAAUGAAUGUCAUAUUUGUAUCAUUUUUAUCCCAUCAAUCUAUAUGUUAAUUCUGUAUGUAUUUAGCUACCGUUGAAUGUUUUAUUCCAUAAUGCGCGAGUCAAGUGGGUUAAAAUUGUAUGAUAUUUACAUUUGUACUGUUUGAAAUGAAUGGUUGUUCCAUGAUAGUGUUAUACAUUACAUUUACAGUGCACCUGUUUUAUCAUGUACCUAUUAAAGUGAAUGGAGAUCUGAGAAUAGGGGAAUGUUUCAUCUUCAGAAGUGAUUUUCAAGCAGCUUUAAAAUUGAAUUUCAUUAAAGUGAUUUUGAUUGAAGUAUUUUGAACUUACAUAUACCGAUAAAUGCACAAUUCAAUUCAAGUGUAGUAUUGCUUUAUGUGCAUUGCUCAAGAAUUAUUGACAGUAUCAAACCAAUAUAUGAAUAUUUCCUAGUAUUUUUUUCGGGGGGGGGGGGGGGGGGGGCAGGUGAAAUGAAGUAGUUGUCAUGUUUGAGGCUAUAAAUGCUCCAAAAAUGUUAGUUAUACAAUACAUGUACCAAAUCAAUAUUUGAACACUUUUCAAUGUACUUUGAACUUCUUAUGUAAUGAUACAUGUAUUACUUGUAUGAGGCUUAUGUAAUAUAUAUUCAUUUUGUGGACUUAAACCGGGUUGUAGUUAUUACCUCUUGGAUACUUCAACGUCAAUGAGAAUCUGUUUAGGGGUUAUCUCAGUCAUGAAUACAAAAUAACUUGGCCCUUGUAACAUAAAACUUUGUGAUGAUCAUGUGGCUGAUUUCUGCGAUCGAUUGCAUAGAUCAUUGUGUAUGAUCAGUCGUAAUAAUCUGCUCUACGAUCAAUCACUUACCUUUAUGUUACUGGACCCUAUCCCAGAAAUCACUCAAUCUGUGUGCUUACAAACAAAGAUCAAAACACUCAGCCAACAUUGCCUAUAGACUUUAUCCCUCUUAUUAAGAAUUGUACAUAUAUGUAUAUUAAGAUGUAUUUGAUAUUCCUAAAUGUUGUCUUUUAUACCUGUAUUAGAUGUUAGUCGAAACGGUUUGGAUAAAACUUGCUUACUAUAUUUUUUUUUUUCAUAAGCCAAUGUCUAAUUCUUUAAAUUCCAGAUUCUAUUAUUUAAAGUGAAUUUCUUCCCCGGUGGACAGGUUGGUUUAAUCCCUUUAAAAGUUGCACAAAUUAUACCAUUUCAUGAUUAUUCUCCCUCCCACCAUGUGUCUUUCAUUCAGAAAGAUAUGCUUGACACUGUCAUAUGAAGAGGUAAUAUUCCUCUCAUAAUAAUUUUUAUGACCUUUUCUUUUCUUGGGAAUCAGCAGCUUUGUUUGUUCAGUACAAUGUCACAAGUACUACAUUGCAUUAUCAUUUUAUUAUUUUGAUCACAUAGGUUAGUUGAACAUUAUUUUUGUUGAAUUAUUGUAUUAUUACAGGGUAAUUCACUUUCUUAUUAUGUAAGGGUAAAAUACUUUUAAUAAUGACCCAAUGAGAUUAUGAUAAUCAUAGCUUCAUUUUUUUUUCAUUUCUUUUGGAGAUACAUGUGGAUUGUAUCUGGUGCAUAUUAUACUCUACUUUUUGCUAAGUUUCAUGUAAUGUUAUAAACUUUUGUAACCUAUGCAUGUAUGAAUUUUAAAACACAUUUACAUCUGUAUAACCAUUUUUAAUGUCAUUUUUGUAAUACAGGUAAUUGUUCAUGUAGUAUUGAAAGGACAAAAAAAUAAUUAUAAUUAACUAUUGAUAUUUGAUUGAUGAUGCACCAGAAUUCAUGGGCAGAUUUAUUAAUUACUAAGGAGAUUUUAAAACACGUCUGGAGAGCAAUGAGGACAGUUCAUGAAGAUAGGAAGAAAAAAAGCAGCCUGUAGUUGUGUGAUUUCGAUCCUGAUCAUCUGUCUAUGAUGUAUUUUGGGGGCAAAACAUUCAUGUUAUUGCAAAUAUAAAAGAAAAGAGCCAUCCUGAUUGGAUCUUGGUCAAUGUGUUCUGCAAAAUGCACAUGCAAUGAUUUAUCUUGAUUGGUCAUUGUCAUGUAGCCAUUGUGGUAUACAGAGCUCUGGGGCCCGCAACACAUAGCUUUUUAGCAAUCAUCGUAGAACACUUUAAGAUUGAUUGCAUUGACUACAACGUACAAUUAAUCAUGAAAAUAAAGUGUACGAUUCAUUGCUAACCUCUUUUUUUAGGGACCCUGGUGUCCCUAAUGUUAUAGUCACACCAACAAUGCAGAUUCCAGAUUGUUCAAAGCUGAUACAUUAUUCCGAUUGGCUUGUCAUUGGUUGGUUUCAUUGGUGUGACUUAGCACAUGGCAUGAAUGAACCAUGGUCUAGCCUUACAUACAAACAAUAUUGUGUCAUUUUGUUGUUGUUCGAGGACAGGGGUCGUUUGCAAGAACUGCCACUGUCAUCCUCUCCCAUCGCUCCUCAGUCUUCUUUUGGUACAUGUAUAUCUGUACCUCAUCCCAUGAUUGUACUGCAUUAUUGGAGUUUAAAUUGAGAAUUUUGAGAGCAUAAGGUCUACAAAAGUACCUUACUCAGGAAUUUCGAGAGAAAAAAAUGGAAGUUGGAAGGCUCUCUUAUAUUCUUACAUACAAUUAUUUCAAUCAUCUUUAUCAUGAAUUUAUUAUUCAUUAUUAUUUUUCUGUCACAUAAAUCAUUUAUCAAAUAGGUUUGAUUGAAUUUGUCAAUAAACUGUCAGUAGUAGUGAAAAUGUA